AUGCCACGAAUAGACAACGAUAUCAAGCUAGAUUUUAAGGAUGUUCUGUUUCGCCCAAAGAGAAGUACAUUAAAGAGUAGAUCAGAGGUUGAUCUUAGCAGGCCAUAUAUCUUCCGCAACUCCAAUGUCACCUAUGAAGGAAUCCCAGUUAUUGCUUCAAACAUGGAUACUGUGGGAACGUUCGAGAUGGCAAAAGUUUUGGCAAAGAAUGACUGCUUUACGACAAUACACAAACACUACAGCAUAGAGGAGUGGAAAGAAUUUGCAUUGAAUAAUAAGGAUCUCCUUGGGCAUAUAGCAGCCAGCUCGGGAAGCAGCGCGGCUGAUCUGGAAAAACUCAAAGCCAUCAAUGAAGCUGUGCCAGAGAUCAAGUACAUAUGUCUGGAUGUGGCCAAUGGUUACUCGGAGCAUUUUGUUGAUUUUGUGCGGCGUGCUCGCAAAGAGUUUCCUGAGCACACUAUCAUUGCCGGAAACGUCGUCACAGGUGAGAUGGUGGAGGAGCUGAUCCUAUCUGGCGCUGACAUCAUCAAGGUCGGCAUCGGACCGGGGUCGGUGUGCACGACCCGUAAGAAGGCGGGCGUCGGCUAUCCGCAGCUGAGCGCCGUCAUCGAGUGUGCAGACGCCGCUCACGGCCUCGGCGGACACAUUAUCUCCGAAUCCACUCAGCGGCGUGAUCGAUGUGACAACCGCUUUUACUGGUUCGCCGACAUGAUCCUCCUCUCCUCUUCCAGCGAAAUCACUCGCGAGGCGUCGGAGGGCAAGACGGUGGAGAUCCCGUACCGCGGCGACGUCGCACACACGCUGCUCGACAUUCUCGGCGGCAUCCGCUCGGCAUGCACGUACGUCGGCGCGGGCAAGCUGAAGGAGCUCAGCAAGCGCACGACCUUCAUCAGGGUCACGCAGCAGGUGAACGAGGUGUACGCGCCGCACUCCGUGCCGACGACGCGCGCCGCGCAGACGAUGCCGACGAAGACCGCCCUUCCCGCCCCCUAG
This is a messenger RNA of Priapulus caudatus, 993 nucleotides long. Its product is annotated as GMP reductase 2-like. Gene Ontology annotation, molecular function: GMP reductase activity. Gene Ontology annotation, cellular component: GMP reductase complex. Bases 1 to 993 code for a protein of 330 amino acids. Gene Ontology annotation, biological process: nucleotide metabolic process. The record is from RefSeq and is a predicted model, not a curated record. The transcript has 7 exons. NCBI's taxonomy places the organism in Eukaryota, Metazoa, Priapulida, Priapulimorpha, Priapulimorphida, Priapulidae.